UAAAAGUUCUUUGCAGAAGAAUAUUUGAUCAGAACUGCAGUAUCAUGAUGACAACAAGAUUCAUCUGUUUAAUGCUGCUGACUGUCGUAGGAGUUACUACAAAUGAAGCACAGGAAUUUGAAGGCAAUGACAAGGAAACAGAUCAAGAAUUCAUUUACAUGAACAGAUAUAAGCGUUCCAGUGACACACAGGACAAAUGCACUUACACCUUUAUUGUACCUCAGCAGAGAGUGACAGGUGCCAUUUGUGUUAAUUCUAAGGAGCCUGAAGUUCUACUUGAAAACAGGGUAAAUAAACAAGAGUUGCAGUUACUUAACAAUGAACUUCUCAAACAAAAGAGACAAAUAGAAACUCUCCAACAACUGGUAGAAGUGGAUGGUGGAAUUGUUAAUGAAGUUAAACUCUUAAGAAAAGAGAGCAGAAAUAUGAAUUCUCGUGUCACACAACUCUACAUGCAGCUACUUCAUGAAAUUAUCCGAAAACGUGACAAUGCCUUAGAACUUUCUCAACUGGAGAAUAAGAUUUUGAACCAAACUGCAGAUAUGUUGCAGCUUGCAAACAAAUACAAAGACCUAGAGCACAAGUAUCAACAUUUGAUGUCAAUUGCCAAUAACCAGUCAAUAAUAAUUGCCCAGCUGGAAGAACACUGUCAAAGAACACCAUCCAUAAAGCCACUGCCACAAACUCCACAACCACCAGAUAAAGGGUACCAGCCUCCUACUUACAAUCGCAUCAAUAACCAGAUAUCUACCAAUGAGAUUCAGAGUGACCAGAACUUGAAGGUUCUACCACCUACCUUGCCAACCAUGCCUGCAGUUACUAGUAUUCCAACUUCAACUGAUAAACCAUCUGGGCCCUGGAGGGACUGCCUACAAGCACUAGAAGAUGGCCAUGACACAAGCUCCAUCUAUCUUGUAAAACCAGAGAACACAAACCAGCUGAUGCAGGUCUGGUGUGACCAACGGCAUGACCCCGGUGGCUGGACAGUCAUUCAGAGACGGCUGGAUGGCUCUGUCAACUUUUUCAGGAACUGGGAGACAUACAAGCAAGGAUUUGGUAAUAUAGAUGGAGAAUACUGGCUUGGAUUAGAAAACAUUUAUUGGCUCACAAAUCAAGGCAACUACAAACUGCUCAUAACAAUGGAAGACUGGUCAGGGCGCAGAGUGUUUGCAGAGUACGCCAGCUUCAGGCUGGAGCCCGAGAGCGAGUACUACAGGCUGAGACUGGGUCGCUACAACGGCAACGCGGGCGACUCCUUCACCUGGCACAACGGCAAACAGUUCACCACGCUGGACCGGGACCACGACGUGUAUACAGGUAACUGCGCUCACUACCAGAAGGGAGGAUGGUGGUACAAUGCGUGUGCUCACUCCAACCUCAAUGGGGUCUGGUACCGCGGGGGGCACUACCGCAGUCGCUACCAGGAUGGUGUUUACUGGGCUGAAUUCCGGGGGGGAUCAUAUUCACUAAAGAAAGUUGUUAUGAUGAUAAGACCUAACCCCAACACAUUUCACUGAAAACACUCUUGUCUGGGUUUGCUUUCUUGUUCUAAAAUACCAUGUAAAGCUAUGAUGUUAUUACCUGGAAUUAUCUUUUCAGAAAUGAGGAAUGUAAGAUAUUGUACAUUUAUUGAUAAGAUAUGAGGGCUUGUAUAGUCUAUUUUCAAGAACCAUCCCUGGAAAAAACGCUGAAGGAAAAAAAAAGGAACUGAAAUAACAUUCAGAACACCUCUCGGGAGUAGAAGUCGUAGGUAUAUUAAGCCUUUUAGAAACUGGCAGUUCAAACUGACUGUAGAUAAACUUCCUGCUUUUUAUUCCCUGUAAAUUAAGUUUGGAUGGUAAAAACACUGCCACAACAUUUAACUAUUUUUGUAUGUUAUGUAUAAAUAUUCUCAAAUACAGGAAUGUUACAAACUGUACAGCAAGAGUUUUAUUAUUAUCAUUAUUAUGAGCAUUUGACACAGGAAAUCAUAUCCUUUGAACUGUGUAGCUGGCAUAUGUACAUUAGUGUGAUUAUGAUGUAAUCUUCGUUAACUGCCAUGGAUAAAGUUAGUACUACA
Acanthisitta chloris (rifleman) is the source of this 2059-nucleotide messenger RNA. RefSeq names its product angiopoietin-like 2 (gene ANGPTL2). NCBI's taxonomy places the organism in Eukaryota, Metazoa, Chordata, Aves, Passeriformes, Acanthisittidae. The transcript is spliced from 4 exons. Bases 45 to 1517 code for a protein of 490 amino acids. The record is from RefSeq and is a predicted model, not a curated record.